Molecule: messenger RNA, 1263 nt
Organism: Malus domestica (apple)
Lineage: Eukaryota; Viridiplantae; Streptophyta; Magnoliopsida; Rosales; Rosaceae
Source: RefSeq, a predicted model, not a curated record
AUGUCAGAAUUUUCUUUCCAACCAAAGACGUCCAAGAAAAUCAAAAUCUCUAGUCUUCUUCUCGCUGACUUGUUCAAUCUUUGUUUCUGCAUUUUGUCGCACCCUCUUUACUUCUCCUACUUCAUAUUUUUCUCACCCUACCUCCUCAAGCUCCUUUCUUUUCUGUCUCCUCUUUUCAUCACCACAGCUCUUCUUGUGGUUGCUUAUCUAACGGUCCAACACGACGUUGCUGAUUCCAAAUCGUCGAAAGUCAAAUUGGGUUGUCUUGUCACUGCGUACCAAACUGUUUUGGAAGGUUUGCACAAGUUUAGAGUUGAUGAUAGUGAUGGCGGUGAUCGUGAUCAUGAUCAUGAAGAAUUCCGGUCUUCCGUGGAGCUCGAAGCGUAUAGAAUUGUGUUUGACACGUCCACGUUCGAAAUCAACGAGACCCCAGCUGAGAAAAAUUGCUCACAACUCUUUGAAGCACAAGUUGAAGAUGUGUCUAGUCAUGAAGCUAAUUGUGCUUCUGAUGUUUCUGAUGCUGCAAGUGAUGUUUUCGACGACAAGUUCGAAAUCCCAGCUGAGGCAUUCGUAGAAGAAGAAGAAGAGAAUUGGCCAGAAAACUUGUGCAAAAAGGAAGAGGAAGAAGUGAUCAAGCCACCACCAAGCACAGAGUCCAAGAAAGUUGAAGAACAAGAAGGAAAAGAAAAAAGGUUUAUGAGAAGAGGAGAAUCCAAGGAUUAUUUGGGUGAUGGAGGUGAGUUAAAUUCCAAAUUAUCCAGGGUAAAUUCCCAAACCCUUGGAGCAAAUCUUUGGGAAUCCAGGUUAAAUCCCCAAACCCUUGGAGCAAAUGUUGGAGAAUGUUACUACAACAUGAGUCCAAAUCUUGGAAGUUUUGGAUCAAUGAGGAAAGAGAAAGAGUGGAGAAGGACACUGGCAUGCAAGCUUUUUGAGGAGAGGCAUCAAAAUGUGGAUGGAGGAGGAGGAGGAGGAGGAGAAGGGAUGGACAUGCUUUGGGAGACAUAUGAUGAGACAGAAUCAUUAAAAGUGGUGAAAGGUAAAAAAAGCAAGUCAAAGAAGGGGAAAGAUGGGAAAGCUGAAAGCAACGAGGGUGAAGAGGAAGAGUUUGAUGGGCAAUUGUGUUGCUUGCAGGCAUUGAAAUUCUCAGCUGGGAAGAUGAAUUUGGGGAUGGGAAGGCCUAAUCUUGUCAAGUUUUCCAAGGCACUAAAAGGGUUUGGAUGGUUACACCAUGUCACCAAGCAUGGCAAGAAGGGGCACCAUUGA